Molecule: messenger RNA, 1590 nt
Organism: Microsporum canis CBS 113480
Lineage: Eukaryota; Fungi; Ascomycota; Eurotiomycetes; Onygenales; Arthrodermataceae
Product: acyl-CoA synthetases/AMP-acid ligases II
Exons: 5
Coding region: 1-1590 (529 amino acids)
Biological process (GO): fatty acid metabolic process
Molecular function (GO): medium-chain fatty acid-CoA ligase activity
Source: RefSeq, a predicted model, not a curated record
AUGGAGGGAGCAACUAAUCCAGGAGAAUUACCCAACGAGCCUAUCUUCGUGCAGUUACUAAAGGUCUCCCGUCAAGUUGACCAUGUUAUUGUUCAUGAUGCCAACAGGGGAAUAACUGCGGACUUCACGCAAUUGCUCGCAGAUAUAUUGCAAACGCGUUGCUCUCUACGUGCCUCUCUUCCAGACUCUGUGCUGGGCAGCAACCGUCUUCUCAAAGAUACAAAUCCAUAUGUGUUGCUUCUACCAGAUGGGCACUAUGACUUCAUUAUUGGGGCAUAUUCGAUUCUCUCCAUUGGGGGUGCAUUUGUCCCGUUGGAAGAGGCUAUGCACAUCCUACGUAAAUGUCGGUCGUGUAGUAUCCUUGCGAGCCAAGCUCACCUACCCCUGGCAAGGGAAUUACAACGGAUCGCCGCCUCCGAGGGACUUGAGGUUACGAUUAUUCAGAUUCAGUCCCAGACUUCUGCUACUGAUAUGUUACUCUCGUCCCUUACAAUUGGUACAGGGUUGGUGAUACCAACAAAUUCUCCAGGUAUGGUGCUAUUUACGUCAGGUACCAGCGGACCCCCUAAAGGUGUAGUGCUGAAGCGAGAUAUCUUCUUCGAGCUCUAUACCUUAUGUGAGCCUAACGACAUCGUUCUCAGCCACAAGAACUAUAUUUGGAUUGGAUCCGCUCUGGCCCUUAUCCUACACCCAUUAGCAGGUUCGCGGUUAGAGGUUAUCUUUUCUGAUCCUCAAGCAAUAUGGGAACGGCUUCGCAAGGGUGGUGUCACUAGAUUAGCAGCUAACCCGUACUUAUGGAACAAUAUGAUGCAAUAUUACCAACAACAGCUACAGGGCCUCCCCCCUACCGAGCUGGAAGAGUAUGUUCGAGGUGCUCGCAGCCUGCGUGUUGCUCAAGUCGGGGGCGCGAUGCCUCACAGUUCAUUAUUGAAAUUCUGGCGGGACAUGGGCCGGCCGUUGGGGGUGAGCUAUGGCACUACAGAACUGGGUGGGUUAGGGAUCAAGCAUCAUGCUGGAAACGCGGAUGCUCCCGAGCGUUGUAUUGGAAAGCCAAGUCCGAAGAUGACUGUUCGGCUGUCAGAUGGGGACCAUGGGGAAAUACAGAUUAAAAGUCCUACUUUAUUUCUAGGGUAUCUCGACAAUGAGGCUGCGACGCGGGCUGUCUUUACAGACGAUGGCUUUUACCGCACAGGAGACUUAGCCCAUCUUGAAGGGGGUAACUACGUUUUGGAUGGACGGGCUACACAAGACUCAGCGAUAGUUCGUUUUGCACCGCCCAACACCUGCGGCGAUGGUACAAUCGAACAAUCGUUGCGGUUCCUCCGGACCAGCCUCGCUACUAAGUUACCUGCCUUUAUGUUGCCGACUGUAUUACGGAUCUUGCAGGAGGGAGAGGAACUGCCUCGCACUGUAUCAAACAAAGUAAUCAAGGCCAAGGUAAUCGAACAAUACUUCCCCCUCGCAGAUAGCUGGAAAUUUCCAGCUGAGGUCGAGCUGUGGCGGCAUGACGUGAGCGACAAUGGUCGUCCCCGGAAGCCCUGGGAUUGGGGUGGUGUUGCUCCCCCGAAGCCUCAUGUUCCGAUAGCUUGA